GGACACUUCCUCCCGCAAUCUCGGCUUCCUCGCCCAACCUCAAUUACAGCGUCUCCGGGGGCGCGGGGCGGGGGGGGUUCUUUUUCCCCUGACUCUGCCGCGCUCCUCCUGCCUUUCCAAUUCUUCCCGGUGCCUGCUCAGAGACGCCGGCUCCACUAGCUCCCUCGGCUAGAUUUCCUCUCCACUACCCGGCGCGGAGGCGGCCCGGGCAGCGCACCCCAGCCUUCUCCCAGCAAGUCACAGCUGCCCCGCCUCCCCGCCCGGGACCGGCUUGCUCAGCGCAGGCGCACCGACACGGCCAGGAGGCCGAGAGCGACCAAAGCAACCUCGGCCUCCGCCUCCUCCCGUAGUAUCCGCGCGGGGCUGGUCGGCGGCCACCGGGACCGCGCCGGGCAGGGGCCCCGCGGGCCGCGCGUUGUAAUGGGCUCGAGCUGGAGUAGUGAGGAGGAGCGGCAACCGCUUCUAGGGCCCGGGCUCGGGCCUGCGCCGGGAGCUGCUUGGAGAAGCCGGGAGGCGGCGGAGGCGCUGCCCGGGGCCGCCCCGAGUCCCGGGCGAGUGUACGGGCGGCGCUGGCUGGUGCUGCUGCUCUUUUCGCUGCUGGGGUUCGCUCAGGGCCUGGUCUGGAACACCUGGGGCCCCAUCCAGAACUCGGCGCGGCAGGCCUAUGGUUUCUCCAGCUGGGACAUCGCGCUGCUAGUGCUGUGGGGGCCCAUCGGCUUCCUGCCUUGCUUCGCAUUCAUGUGGCUUCUGGACAAGAGAGGUCUUCGGAUAACAGUGCUUCUAACAUCCUUCCUUAUGGUUUUGGGAACUGGUCUAAGAUGCAUACCUAUAUCAGACUUAAUGCUGAAAAGAAGAUUAAUCCAUGGAGGACAGCUGCUAAAUGGAUUGGCAGGUCCGACUGUAAUGAAUGCAGCUCCAUUCCUCUCAACGACGUGGUUCUCUGCAGACGAGCGGGCCACUGCCACAGCUAUUGCAUCAAUGCUCAGUUACCUUGGGGGAGCAUGUGCAUUUCUAGUUGGACCACUUGUUGUUCCAGCUCCCAACGGGACAGCGCCUCUUCUUGCUUCGGAGAAUAGCAGGGCCCACAUUAAAGAUCGCAUAGAGACCGUAUUAUAUGCAGAAUUUGGAGUUGUCUGCUUACUAUUUUCUGCAACACUAGCUUAUUUCCCACCCCGGCCUCCUCUUCCUCCCAGUGUUGCUGCAGCUAGCCAGCGGCUGAGUUAUCGGCGGAGCUUUUGUAGGUUAUUAAGCAAUUUGAGAUUUUUGAUGAUUGCUUUAGCAUAUGCCAUACCACUUGGUGUAUUUGCUGGCUGGUCUGGAGUUCUGGACUUAAUUUUAACACCAGUGCAUGUCAGCCAAGUAGAUGCUGGCUGGAUUGGAUUUUGGUCCAUAGUUGGAGGCUGUGUUGUUGGAAUAGCUAUGGCAAGGUUUGCAGAUUUUAUCAGGGGUAUGCUGAAACUAAUUCUUCUCCUCCUGUUUUCUGGGGCUACACUGUCAUCCACGUGGUUCACACUGACCUGUUUGAACAGCAUCACACACCUGCCUUUAACCACAGUGACACUGUACGCCUCCUGUAUUCUCCUGGGAGUGUUCCUGAAUAGCAGUAUACCUAUAUUUUUUGAGCUUUUUGUGGAAACCGUCUACCCAGUUCCGGAAGGAAUUACUUGUGGAGUUGUCACUUUUUUAAGUAAUAUGUUCAUGGGAGUACUUUUGUUUUUUCUCACCUUUUAUCACACAGAGUUGUCUUGGUUCAACUGGUGCCUUCCCGGGUCGUGUUUGCUCAGUCUCCUCCUCAUUCUGUGCUUCAGGGAAUCCUAUGACAGACUCUAUCUUGAUGUGGUUGUCUCAGUAUAAUAGCACAGACUUGAAGGAGCUUAAAAAGAGACUGGAAAUCAAUACUGCACACUGCACAGUCGCUUGGAAUUGCACAUCUAACAGGAAAAAAAAGGAGAAGAGAGAAACUUCAUUCAGAGGUUUUGUUAGGUUACAGAUGAUGACGUUAAUUUCAUUACUACGAGGUAAUAAUAAUGUGGAACCUGAGUGAUAAUAGGGGACUUUUAAAACCGUAUCAAUGGCAUACCUGUGCCUGAGUCUGGGGUUACAAGUGUGAUGUCUUACACAGAAAGCACUGAGUAAUUCCUUCUGUGUUUUGUGCCAGUGCUCAACUACUGAUUGAUUAAUUAUGCAAAGAAAUCAAGGGUGUCUGUCAUGAAGAUAACUCCUUCCCUAAGUCACCUAUCAGAAUAGGAAGAAAUGCCACUAACUUCUAAAGAAGUUUAAACCCUAUAUCAGAUUUUAAUUAUAAAAUAGCCAAGAGGCAUAUCAGUGAUAGAAAUUAGCCACGUGUACACUACAUUUUUUUCUAAUAAAGCCAUUUCUUAUACGACUCCUUAUUUUUAAUUAGGGCGGAAACCUUUGGCCAUCCUACUCUAUGACGAUCAAGUGCUUUUUUCCAGCAACUUCAGAGCGCAUACUUUGCGUCUCAGUCUUAACUUAUCCUUGUUUCUGUGAAAUGCAGUUUCAUCUACUCGGCUCUUAAAUGGUUAUAUUAAAGGUGACUAAAUGUUUCAUAUAGUCGCAUUAAAUACUGUAGAAAAAAAUGUAAUUCCGUUCCGACUUAGCACUUUGUUAAAAGUGAAAUGACAAGUUCCACAGAACAUCCCGUGUCUUCGGGCAGAUGUAUAUGCGGUGGCAUGGGAUGGAAAAUCCAGCACCAGCUGUUAUUUGCCAGGGUGACCUUUUAUUAAAUGACCCUUGUUUGAAAUUAACAACUUAUAGCAUUGAAACUUU
Phacochoerus africanus (Common warthog) is the source of this 2790-nucleotide messenger RNA. It is a transcript of the gene SLC49A4, whose product is annotated as solute carrier family 49 member 4. Gene Ontology annotation, cellular component: membrane; intracellular membrane-bounded organelle. The record is from RefSeq and is a predicted model, not a curated record. Lineage: Eukaryota; Metazoa; Chordata; Mammalia; Artiodactyla; Suidae. The transcript has 9 exons. The coding region runs from base 421 to 1854 and encodes 477 amino acids.